Molecule: messenger RNA, 2061 nt
Organism: Tetrahymena thermophila SB210
Lineage: Eukaryota; Ciliophora; Oligohymenophorea; Hymenostomatida; Tetrahymenidae
Exons: 5
Source: RefSeq, a predicted model, not a curated record
AUCUUUGUUUUUACAUAGUUUUUGAUUUAAUUCAAUAUGAAUAGCUAAAAGUAAGAAUAAAUAAAGCAAUAAUAACUUUCUUAGUAAUAAAUAAUUUCUAAUAGCAAUCCUCUUUACAGCGGUAAUUCAAUUCUUAGUGCAUAAACAAUAAUUAAUAAUCCAUAGCAAAAUCCUUAAAUGUAUUUGUCUUAUCCAUAGCAACAGCAAUAGGCUCUAUCAAACUCUUUAAAAAAAAAUUAACCAAAUAGUAAUAAUAAUAAUAUUAAUAAAUCGUUUGCCAGUUUUUUAUCAGGCGUGAACGAUAUUUAGGCACAACAAAAUAGCAAUUAAGCUAAUUUAUGUUAGCAAUAAUAAUAACCUACAAUUAUGUAAUAGUCCUAUACAUAAUAAUAAGUAAAGGGACUCUAAAUUUAAUCGUUUAUUAUAAAAAUUAUAGAAGGAAAGCUUAAACUUGCAAAUUCUGCUGAUUUAAAGCCUUUUGUUUAGGUAUAGUUUGGUAAAAGGAUUUGGAGAACUUAAAUUAACAAAGGAUCUUACCCUAAAUGGAAUGAAGAAAAGAAAUUUGAUAUUUUGAGUAAUAAAGGUUUCGAUCUAACUAAUCCUGGAGGAGUUUGCAACUCCUCUGUAACCACUUAAUCAUCUUGCAGCUCAAUUUCACCUUAAACUUCUUAAAACUAGUAAAUAUAGAUCUUCUAGUAGCAGUAAUUGCUAAAUGGUUAAUACUAAGUAAAUUCUUCAGGAUAGGUUGAUUUCAACAUAGAAAUUGUUGUCCUGCAUAAAUCCGAAAAUGAAGAGAUAGAAUUAGGAAGAACUAGUAUAAAUGUAGAAGAAUAGCAAUAACAAACAUCAAAGUGGUUUAUAAUUGAAAAUAAUGGUUCAAUAUUUGGAUCAGUGCAAAUAUAAUUUUAGUUUGAGUAUGCAAAUUACUAGCUGUAAAUUAACAAAACCUCUCAUUAAAUAUACUUGAAUUAGAAGACUAACUAAAAAUAAUAGUAAUAACAAGUUGCUUUUCCUUAAUACAACUAUUAGAAGAGUUUAGAAGACCUACAAAAUUCAAAAUAGCCAUAGGCUCAUCUUAUAAACACAGCUUCGAAUUCAGUAAAUCACACACCUAAUUUGAACAUUAAUAAACGUAACCCUAGUUCUCACUCAGAAAAUAACAGUUUUUAAGACUUUUAAAUAAUUCCAUAAACCACAAGUAGAGUGGCAUUAGUUAAUUAGAAUGGAUAGGAUAGUAUUUUAGAGCCAAUAUCUAAAGUUAAUUUAGGAUUUUCAGGGAAUAGCUAAAUGAUAAAUAAUAAUAUUAGCAGUAAUAAUUUAGGUUAUUAAUGUAGAUAAUACGACAUGUCAGAUUUAAUUAGCUAGUUACAGUAAGAACAUGAAUUUUUACUAAAGAGGGAUAGAAUUUUACAAGAAAAAUAUUAACAAGCAUAAGCAGACUCUUAAAAUAUAAGUAAAGAAUAAUUAAAACUAGAAUAGUAGCAAUAAAAUAUUAAGCUGUAAGAAUCUUAAUUAAGGCAAAGGCAAAGCGGACUAGAAUAGUAAAAGGAUGAUUUUGAAAAGUAGAUUAUAAGACUUGAAGAGAGCAAAAAGAUUCUUCACUAGUAUAUUUAGGAGUAUUAGAAUCUAGCUGCUGAAGAAUAAGAACUAUAAAAGAGCACUACCAAGAUUAGAUCAGAUGUUAAAAUUAUGAAUGAGGAAGAACCAGAAAUUUUAGACACUUUAAAUACCCUUUCUAGAAGAAACAAUUCUGAAAUAUUACAACUUAAGAUCUUUAAACUAAAAAUGAUAAAUCAUUUAAAAGAAAUAAAUUCGAUAUUUUAUAAUUAAAAAGCUAGUUCUGUAAAAAAACCAUUAAAUGCAAGUCAUUAGAGAGCCAAGAGUUUUUCCAAUCACUAUAGUCUAGUUGGAGUAGAUACAAUCACUGACUACACAGUAACUUUGAAGAAUCUGCAAAAUAAGAUAUCAGGCUUAAAAGACAUAAUUAAUACUAAAAAUUUAGAAAUUGAAAAUUUAAGAGAUUAAAUAUGCUAAAUACAAUCUAGCUAUGAUGGUCAAUGA